AUGCGUCCGCGCCGUAAAGCGGCACGAGAAGCCGAACGUAACAUCACAGGCGUGCUCAAAGGUGGGGAUAAUAUCCAGGAGGAGCAGUAUGGCUCGCGGAGUCGAAAAGUCGACGGCCAGCUACGGAGGUCUGCUCGCACCAGACGCACCAACCAGGAGGCUGCUGCCUCUUCAAGUUCGGAAUCUUCCUCGGAGCAUAGUUCAGUGGUAAGCAGCAGGGCGCGCUGGCGCCUGCCAGCAACGUCUCGCUCGUCAAGUUCCGAUGAAGCAUCGGAACCGACAGAGAGUGAGGUCUCGACUCCAGAGGAGGACUCGGAAGAGGCAGCGACCUGGUCACCGGGGCAGCGACGGAAACGUGUCAAAGAGUCGGCUUCGAUAUCGACAGAACCGCGGCAGAGUCUGAUCUACACCUCAGGGUUGCGGAAGUUGGAAAACAUUUCUAUGCACGAGUUGGACGAGCGAAGUUUAGAAGGGUUAGAACCCUCGGCGAUGUGGCAGCUGCCGGCGACCUGGCGUCUAUUGCAAGUCUUCUCCAAACGCCUCGGCAUUCCUGACGUGACGCCCAUGGAGCUCGAGCACGCUCUGGAGACGCCACAAUAUGCGCCCAUUUUGGCAGAAAUAAUGGCAAGCCUGGCUGGGUAUCGCACUGGCAGUGGCACCAGAACAGAGCAUGACGGGAGUCGCGCAGUGGCAGCACUGCAGCGUGCGGACUGGGUCCAACGAGCGGAUGCUUUAUGGUUUCCGCAGUUCGUUCGUUUCUUUCAACAGCAUCUGGCGGAAAUGAUCAACCUUGGGCUGUAUCCGGAGGAGCGCUCCACCAGCACUGAGUCUGCAGAUGCAGCGUCUAUCAUGGAUGCGCUCGAGGCCGGUGGCUGGGAAGCGUUCCUGCAGCUGAGGGCAAGCCAACGCCUGCUCAUUUUGUACGCGCUCUGCGAGUUCGUACUCUGUAGUCCGAACGAAGAUAACCGCUACUUGAAGGAUUUGCGGCAACUACACCAUGACGACCUGCGAAUCCUGCCAGUGGGCAUCGAUAGGAACGGAGCGCUAUAUUGGUACUUUGACGACAAUUGCCGCUUGUAUAGGGAGUUGCUUGACGACACAGAAACGAGCGCUUUGAAAUCCACGAAAGGCCGACGCAGGGGCGCAAAACCUUCGCCGCACUACGAGUGGUGCGUUGCUGCGCAGGGGCCGGAUGCCCUGCGAGACCUCAUCGAGACGCUGGACGAUGCUCGACCCCGUUCCAGAGAACGCGCUUUGAGACAAUGGCUCAAGCAGGAACUUCUUCCCGUCUGGGAAGAGCACAGUCGCAAAUUAGAGCGUUUGCAACGCCGUCGAGAACGUCUCGAGCGGCUGCUUGCCACAAAACGGACAUCCUCCCGGGUCCAAGAACUGGAACUUGCUCGCCAGCGGGAAGAGGAGCUGCGGAAGCAGCGUGAAGAGGAAGCAAAGGAACUGGAACGCCAACGCAGACGCGAGGAGUUGGAACGUCGGCGCGAACUGGAACGAAUAGAGCGUCUGGCAAAGCGCCAACGAGCGGAAAUCGAACGAGCGCUUCGUGCAGCCGAACGGGAGCGCGCCGAAGCUGAAGCGCAACUGCAGCGAAGGGAACGAACAUCGUCUCGUCUUCAGGAACGUGAAAAUGGUGUAGCAGAGGAGCAAACCAUGGCAGCAACAAAGUCAUCGAGCAGCGUUAACGACGAUGCCAUGGUACUAGAGGAGCAUAUUCCACCUGAGAUGAACUUGCCGGCUACUGAUGCAAGUAGCUCUCAUCAUAACGCUGCUGAUGCAACGAACACAGAAAGCGCACUCCCGCAGCGGCUUCUCACCUGGUUCCGCAUCCUGGACGAGUGUACGGGAGAGCACGCCUGUCUGGAUGCCCUGGAAUUGGAGCAGACGUCCGCGAAACGCAACACUGGCGGCGGCCCGGGAGCUCUGGAAACGCCGAAUUCGCUCGUCGCCGAAGGUCUGCUGAUCCCGGGCGCUGGUCCUGGAAGUGUCAAGCUCCGACCAACGAUGAUUCGAACUAGUCGUAUUCUCGAAUGGUGCAUCGAUUACGGUGAAGUAUGCAUUUGGAUACGAACGGCACGGGCGUGGUACAAGCUUGUUACACCGCAUCCGUCCCAUGAACCGUAUUUCGCCACCACUAGACGCAAAUUCGAGUUGUCCAUACGCGUGAGUAUCCUGUGUGCAUCUUUUCCGAAUUCUAAGGCGUGCAGUUUCCGGAAUCUCAGUAAGCUGCUCGUGCUACCUUACGGGGAAAUGAGAGGCUACGCACCCGAAGAGGUCAUCGCCGAGGCGCGUUUCCUACUGAAUCAAGCGGAGAUGCUAGGUCGUCCGGAAAUGCGAGACAAUGCCUUUAUGCGCCGCUUGCGACGGGAGACCGAGGCCGCCGCUCUGCGCGAGCGUGCCCGGCAACUGCGCUCUCAACAACGAGCCGCCCAGAAGAGGCACCGCGUUGCAUCCUGGGCACCGGCGCUGCCGUUUGUAUCCGAGGGACCUCACUCACAGCAACAGCCUCGUAUUCUUAUUCGUUUUGACACCCGAGCGACUGGCGACGGUGAAACGCGCGUACGCACACCCCAGGACUCCGAAGCUAGGAACCGCGUCGAUGGCAGUGUUGCGAUCAGGCCAGAACGACCGUCUUGGUCUGUGGCGGCGUCCUAUGGCCCGGGAUUGUUCUUCUCAAAAACGCCAAAGGACUUGUACGCAUCCCAAACAGCAGCGUGUGCUCCCGGUAAGCGCCCGAGCAGGCGUCGACACUGGUGGGUUGCAGCGAGCUACGGCCCUGGUAUAUGGUGGCUACGGGUGCGCCGACCCAGGCGACGGCCGGUGGACCAGGCCGCUUCUGUUGCUGAGGUUACUGCAGCACCACCUGCGUUCGCAGCUGAGCAUGUCGAACGCUACCCGCGCGAGUCAGCGAUACGCGCCACUGCCAAUUUGGUGACGGAGACUCCUGCUGCUGGUGAUUGUGUUGGCGUUGGUGAUGGUGUUGCUGCACCGAAUUUCACAAACGCUCCGGCAGCGACAUUCGGCUGGAAUAUUGCUGGCUACGAGUAUGAGCCCGACCAGCGUUCUGUUGCAUCAACUCACUGCGCCACCAGUGCGGUACGGCAGCUUCAUCCGAGCGCAGCGGAACAGGAUACCACGAGUCCGGCGCACAGUGACCGCGAAAACGCCCCUACGCUGCGUGAGACGUCAUCUCCAGGGGCAUCGCCAAGCCUGUUUUCUUCAGAGCGCCGCUCGAUGCACUAG
Messenger RNA from Cyanidioschyzon merolae strain 10D, 3252 nucleotides. RefSeq names its product similar to inner centromere protein. The transcript has a single exon. Bases 1 to 3252 code for a protein of 1083 amino acids. Lineage: Eukaryota; Rhodophyta; Bangiophyceae; Cyanidiales; Cyanidiaceae. Gene Ontology annotation, biological process: regulation of DNA-templated transcription. The record is from RefSeq and is a predicted model, not a curated record. Gene Ontology annotation, cellular component: RSF complex.